Messenger RNA from Didymosphaeria variabile, 372 nucleotides. RefSeq lists its product as uncharacterized. Lineage: Eukaryota; Fungi; Ascomycota; Dothideomycetes; Pleosporales; Didymosphaeriaceae. The record is from RefSeq and is a predicted model, not a curated record. The transcript is spliced from 2 exons. Bases 1 to 372 code for a protein of 123 amino acids.
AUGCCUUCGCUCGCCCCUCUCCGCGCCGCCGCGCGCACGUCGACCGCCGUCGCGAUCCGCCAGCCCAACCUCAAGUUCCCGCUGUCCUUCCGCCGAACAUUUUCGCAAACGAAGAGCGCGCAAAGUGGUCACGGCCCAAGCUACGAUCCCCCGUCCGGAUGGCUGUUUGGCGUCAAGCCGGGUGAGAAGUACCAGAAGGAGGGGUGGGAAGGUGUUUGGUAUUGGGGUUUCUAUGGCAGCUUCGCUGUGGCGAUCAUAGCGUAUGCGUUCAAGCCGGACACUAGCAUUCAAACAUGGGCUCUUGAAGAGGCUCGCCGACGACUGGAAGCCGAGGGCAUUCUGCAGGACCCCGAUACGAAGCCCCGGGAGUAA